CAGACAAUGAACAGUCUACUGCUGUCUGUAAUGUUCCAUACAUCGACAGAGCGCUAGCAAACUAGAGGUCAGAGUUCAAAGGUUCAGUCAGUUGAUUCCUCACAUUUGCCCGUCGUGCAGCUGAAUACUUUCUGGUUGUUCGUAAAGACUUUCGUCCGUUCCUUGCAGUUCAUUAGUAGUCUUGUUCAUGUCCAAGGAACAUCAGGGAGGAGGUUUUGAAACUCAGCCAUAGGUACUGGACUAGAGUAUUUGCAUGUUGAUGUUUUACUUCAGCAGUGCCCUUCCUCGUCGUGUAAAGUUUCAAUUGAAAUAGUUCCAGCAAUUCAGUUAGUCGAGGGGGAGCAGUUCGUAGUGUUUCUUGUCAUCAAUGGUAGCGAGACGUAAGGCGACCAUCCUAGACUAUCUUGAAGAAACUGUGAAGAAAUUUGCUGAUGCAGUUUCUGAGAAAGGACGAGCGAUGUACGAGAUAUGGGCGUUGGUGUUCAACAUCCUUCAUCUCCUGCACAGUACUGGAGCAGAGAAAGUUAGAUGGACACCACCUGGUUAUGCAUUCACAUUCUCCUACACACUAGGAGUCACGAUGAUAGCUGUUCUCUGCUAUUGUGGAGAACACCUUAGUGAUGAAAUGAUGCAAGGUCUUGUCGACUAUAUUCUGCACUUCAAGUCAGUUGAUGUCAAUGAAGAAGAUACCGACGACUCCUCGACUCUCUUGCACCAUUGUGCAGUGACAGGCAAUGCACGUUUAGCAAAACUGCUCAUCGAACGCGGCGCUUGCCUCAACGCACAGACCAGCUUGUCACGAUAUACUCCACUGCACUUGGCAGUCAUCUGGAACCAGAUCAAUGUUGUCAAGGUGAUACUGUCACAUGACAGUGACGGUGUCACCUUGGAUACUGCACUGCUUGACGGCGAUGGUGAAACAGCAUUGGACAUAGCAAAGCGAUCUCCUGAUGAAUAUGUGCAGCUUCUCACACAGUAUGAAGCUGACAAGGCAAACAAGAAGAGUAAGAAGCCACUGUUGUCAUUAGAAACUGAAGUGUGAAAGCAGCUGUGACGGGCAAGCCUAGUCUGCAUAGCCACGGCGGGGGACGUCUACCACUCGUGUGUGUGUGUGUGUGUGUGUGUGUGUGUGUGCGUGCGCGCACGUCUGUGUUUAGAUGCAUGACAUUUUAGGAAAUUAGUAAACGGACUUCUCGUUGAUAUUUUGCUUCUUGGUUCUCGCAAUAUCUGAUGGAUGGGUUCUAUACAUUCUAUUCGCCAUGCUCUUUACAACUACAAGUAAAUUUCGUGAAUAAUUUUCACUGUCGUUGUCGUCUGGUAAACAAAUUGAUUACAUCAUAGCUGAUCGUUGUCCUCCACCAGCCUGCACCGUGAACUUAGCCAGUUUUAUUACUCGUUUGAAACUGUUUUCCCUCUAACUAAUUUUCUUAGUAUGCAGCGCUGGCUGACUAUCGUGUACAAUUGACCGUGCCAUUCUUUGUAUUUGUUUCUGGCUUUGUCUUGUUUCUGUACACGUGACAAUGUGGCUGUUGCCUCAGCUUUGGUGUUUUGUAUCUGGAAAGAUUAUUGCUGAUAAAAUUUAAACUCUCAGAUAUUCCAAAUACUCUUUCUGCUCUCGGACUAUGCUAGGUUCAAGUUUGAACUGAAGCUAGGCGGUUUACAGGAGAGUACGAGA
Messenger RNA from Sycon ciliatum, 1675 nucleotides. Its product is annotated as alpha-latrotoxin-Lhe1a-like. The transcript has 8 exons. Gene Ontology annotation, molecular function: protein binding. Bases 368 to 1042 code for a protein of 224 amino acids. NCBI's taxonomy places the organism in Eukaryota, Metazoa, Porifera, Calcarea, Leucosolenida, Sycettidae. The record is from RefSeq and is a predicted model, not a curated record.